Molecule: messenger RNA, 1839 nt
Organism: Triticum urartu
Lineage: Eukaryota; Viridiplantae; Streptophyta; Magnoliopsida; Poales; Poaceae
Product: short-chain dehydrogenase TIC 32, chloroplastic-like
Source: RefSeq, a predicted model, not a curated record
UCGUCAAGGCACUUCCUGGUGACAAUGUUGGCUUCAACGUCAAGGAUAUUGGUAUUUCAUUGCAAGACUGUUUAAUUCAUAGUGUGAUGUUCUAUAUUUGCGAUGCGUAGUGUGUGGUAAGGUCAUCAAAUAGUGGAGUGUGGAGUGAGAAAAGGUGAGCACAUCACAGCAGGACGUGUACAACCAAACAUCAUGUUUUGCACGUUCACAGUGUUAAACCCGAACUGCAUGGCAACCAAACGCCAGGCAUGAAAGUGCUCCGUGGUGCCAAACGAUGUGCAUAACAUGAUUUUUUUUUUACCCUGCAUCAGCUCAGCCUGUCGCAAGUCGGCCGCAAAUGCAAACAUGCAGAAAAGUCCAUGCCGACCAUGCGAGUAACCAAACGCAUCCCUAAUUAUAUAUAUUGAUUGAUAUAAAAAAGGAAACUAAUGAUCAUUGAUGGAGGAAAAAAAAUUGGAAACUAAUGACCACGUUUGUAUUUGGCCCUGUUUUUGGGCAACGUGCAUGAUGGGCUUGUACGUGGGUGCAUGCGUAUGCUUCUUUUUAAAUCUUGUUAUAUUAGAUUUCGAAAUUCGAAUCCAGACCGCCAUCCAUUCCAUUCGUGGGAGAAGAGAAGAGAUCAAGAGAAGAUGCUGGCGCGGAUCUUGAGCCGCAAGGGCGCGUCGGGCUUCUCCUGGGCCUCCACCGCCGACCAGGUCACCGCCGGCGUCUCCGCAGCCGGCCUCACCGCAAUAGUCACCGGUGCGUCGAGCGGGAUCGGCGCGGAGACGGCGCGGGUGCUGGCGGCGCGCGGGGCGCACGUCGUCAUGGCCGUCCGCAACCUCGCCGCCGCAGAGGCCGUGCGCCAGGACGUCCUCGCCGAGUCCCCCGCCGGCAGCGUGGAGGUGAUGGAGCUGGACCUCUCCUCGUUGGACUCCGUCCGCAAGUUCGCCGCCGACUUCGCCGCCAGGGGACUCCCGCUCAACAUCCUCAUCAACAACGCAGGGGUAAUGGCGACCCCUUUCUCCCUCUCAAAGGAUGGCAUCGAGAUGCAGUUUGCAACCAACCAUGUCGGGCAUUUUCUUCUGACAAAUCUUUUGCUGGAGACCAUGAAAAAGACCUCUCGUGAAUCAAGCGUGGAAGGAAGAAUUGUCAAUGUUUCGUCAGAGGCGCACAGGUUUGCAUACAAGGAAGGCAUCCGUUUCGCCAAGCUAAAUGAUAAGGAAGAGUAUAGCACCAUUGCAGCAUAUGGGCAGUCAAAGCUUGCCAACAUCUUACACGCCAAUGAACUUGCCAGGAGAUUUAAGGAAGAGGGUGUGAACAUGACUGCGAAUUCUCUCCAUCCUGGAGUUAUCAUCACGAACCUUCUUCGCCACCACAGCAUCUUAGAUGUUGUACAUCGGACGCUUGGUAAACUGGUGCUGAAGAACGCUAAACAGGGGGCUGCGACGCAAUGCUACAUGGCGUUGCACCCGGGCGCGAAGGGCGUGUCGGGGAGGUACUGGAGCGACAGCAACAUGUACGAGCCGAGCGAAAAGGCCAAGGACGCGGAGCUGGGCAAGAAGCUGUGGGACUACACCCUCGACCUCGUCGCCUGAUGGUCGAUAGAUGCUGAGGAGAUGAGAUGAAGGAUGGGAGGAACUCAAGCCAUUGCCGUUUCUCAAAAAAAAAAAAAAAAAAAAAAAAAAACUCAAGCCAGUGGUGUAAUGCAAUGUACAACAAACAGCUGAGUCUGAGUGUGCGAGACUAGUCAUCAUACUAUCUGUGGUAAAACAGACAGAGAGGGAGAGAAUUUGAUUGAUUCAUUUGUCUGAAUUUCGUCGGAUGCAGAUGCAAGAAGAGAUUUUUGUUGGUGCGGUA